AUGCUUGUCAUCCUUCUCAACUGUGUCACUCUGGGAAUGUACCAACCUUGUGAAGAUGUGGACUGCUCCAGCGACAGAUGUAGGAUAUUACAGGCUUUUGACGACUUCAUCUUUAUUUUCUUCGCCAUGGAGAUGGUGGUCAAGAUGGUUGCUUUGGGGAUCAUCGGGAAGAAGUGUUACCUUGGCGACACAUGGAAUCGAUUGGAUUUUUUCAUUGUGAUGUCAGGGAUAGUGGAGUACUCGCUGGACCUGCAGAAUGUCAGCCUGUCUGCAAUCCGGACCGUGCGUGUCCUCCGACCACUGAAAGCAAUCAACCGGGUUCCGAGUAUGAGGAUCCUGGUCAACCUGUUACUGGACACUCUCCCGAUGCUUGGCAAUGUCCUGCUGCUUUGCUUCUUUGUAUUUUUUAUAUUUGGAAUCAUCGGUGUGCAGCUGUGGGCCGGUCUCCUGAGGAACCGCUGCUUCCUGGAAGAGAACCUGACGUUGUACAAUGGCCUCUCUCUGCCUCAGUACUAUCAUCCGGAGAAAGAUGAUGAAACCCCCUUUAUCUGCUCUCUGUCCGGGGACAAUGGGAUCAUGGGCUGCCAUGAGAUACCAACGUUGAGGGACAAUGGGCAUGAGUGUUGCUUGGACAAAGAUGACUAUUACUAUUACGCUGCUCUGGGACAGGAGCUCAAUGUCACCGGGGGCUGUGUCAAUUGGAACCGUUAUUACACAGUGUGUCAGACUGGGGACAGGAACCCUCACAAAGGUGCCAUCAACUUUGACAACAUUGGCUAUGCAUGGAUUGUGAUCUUUCAGGUGAUAACACUGGAAGGCUGGGUCGAGAUCAUGUAUUAUGUAAUGGAUGCACACUCUUUCUACAAUUUCAUUUACUUCAUCUUGCUUAUUAUCGUAGGUUCGUUCUUCAUGAUCAACCUGUGCCUGGUUGUCAUAGCAACGCAGUUCUCGGAGACGAAGCAGCGGGAGCACCAGUUGAUGCAGGAGCAGCGGGCACUCUACCUCUCGUCCAGCACGGUGGCAAGUUUUGCCGAGCCAGGGGACUGUUACGAGGAGAUCUUCCAGUACGUCUGUCACAUCCUGCGCAAGGCCCGGCGCCGCACACUGGGCCUUUACACCAGCUUCCACAGCCGUUGCCAAGGCAACCGAGGAGCGUCCAGUGUCAGGGUUUGCCAGAAGGAGUGUGGACACUACCCCGUGAUGGACAACCUGGAUUACAGCCCACAUGCAAUCGUGCAGCCCAUCGCCCUGAGCCUGACAUCUGACCCUAGCCACUGCCCACAAUGCAACAGCGUCGAACCGACCACAGGAGCCAAAGCCUCGGACCCGAUUGACUCUGAGGCUGGAUCGGGUUGUGAGGUGGGGACGGACAAACAGGCCAAGUUAAAACGAAAGGGGACAGUGAGGUCGGAACAGGAGCCGGGCUGGUGUGUUGAAUUGUGGAGCGAAAUGCGUGGCAAGUUGACAAAUAUCGUGGAGAGCAAAUAUUUCAACCGAGGCAUCAUGAUGGCAAUUCUCAUCAACACUAUUAGCAUGGGGAUUGAGCACCACGAACAGCCCGAGGAGUUGACCCAUGUCUUGGAAAUCAGCAAUAUUGUAUUCACCAGUAUGUUUGCCCUGGAAAUGAUUCUCAAACUCACUGCGUUUGGAUGCUUCAACUACUUGCGAAAUCCUUAUAAUAUUUUUGACGGCAUCAUCGUCAUCAUCAGUGUCUGUGAGAUUGUUGGACAGUCAGAUGGGGGCCUCUCGGUCUUGCGGACCUUCCGGCUCCUCCGGGUGCUGAAGUUGGUGAGGUUCAUGCCAGCUCUCCGCCGUCAGCUCGUCGUCCUCAUGAAGACAAUGGACAACGUCGCCACCUUCUGCAUGCUGCUGAUGCUCUUCAUCUUCAUCUUCAGCAUACUGGGAAUGCACAUAUUCGGUUGCAAAUUUAGCCUGAAGACCGAUGGUGGGGAUACUGUUCCUGAUAGGAAGAAUUUUGACUCUCUUCUCUGGGCUAUUGUCACAGUUUUUCAGAUUCUGACCCAGGAAGAUUGGAACGUCGUGCUUUAUAACGGAAUGGCCUCCACCUCACCCUGGGCUGCUUUGUAUUUUGUGGCGCUGAUGACCUUUGGCAAUUACGUGCUCUUUAACCUUUUGGUUGCCAUCCUGGUUGAGGGUUUCCAGGCUGAGGGAGAUGCCAACAAAUCAGACUCGGAGGAAGAACAAACUUCAACAAACUUGGAAGACUACGAAAAGAUCAAAGAAAUGCAUUACUUAUCAGAGCUGAAAGCCUGUUCGAUUGCCAUGACUCCCAACGGGCAUUUGGAUCUGUCUCCUCAGAAUCAGUCUGUAGGAUCGAGGAGUUCACUCCAACUGGAAAACCCCUACAUCCCUACAGGAUCACGGAAAAGCAGCGUGACCUCACUGACCCGUGUCAACUUUGACCAGAAGUCGCUGUCAAGCCGCCGCAGCUCUCACUACGUGCCGUGGGGCACUGGCAGUAACUGGGGCAGCCGGAGGACCAGCUGGAGCAGUGUGGGCCGCUCCUCCAGCCUGAAACACAAGCCUCUCUCUGGGGAGCAUGAGGCUCUCCUCGCGGGCAACAGGCGAAGAAUCUGCUCGACCUCCGAUGACCCCAGCGAUGCCCGGCCCGAGGAGGCCACCAGCUCCAACCCACUGCACCGUCGGGCACUAUCGCUGGACACCAAAGGUUCAGGAGACUUGCCGGAACUCCUCCAGGUCCCCGCCGUGCAGCCCGUGCCGAGGAAGAACAGCAUAGCAACCGUUACCAUGGACCGCAGGGACUGUAAUGGAAAGGGCCCACACAUUGUGAAGGAAAUCUUCCCAAAGAUGAACAACAGGAAAGAGCCGGGCGUUUACGAAGAGGAGAUUGACUAUAGUCUGUGGUUCCGAAUUCAGAAGAUGGUGGAGAUUUACAAGCCAGACUGGUGUGAUACCCGAGCAGACUGGUCAGUCUAUCUGUUCUCCCCACAGAAUAGGUUCCGCCUGAUGUGUCAAAUGAUCAUUGCCCACAAGCUCUUUGAUUAUGUCGUUCUGGCCUUUAUUUUCCUGAACUGCAUCACGGUGGCUUUGGAGCGGCCUGAGAUUGACCAGGGAAGCACAGAAAGGAUCUUCCUCAGUGUUUCCAAUUAUUUCUUCACGGCUAUCUUUGUGGCAGAGAUGACCCUGAAGGUUGUGUCUCUAGGGUUUUACAUUGGUGACCAAGCCUACUUGAGGAGUAGCUGGAACAUUCUGGAUGGCUUCCUGGUCUUCGUGUCGCUUAUUGACAUCGUCGUGUCGUUGGCAUCAGCAGGUGGGGCGAAGAUCUUGGGUGUACUCCGAGUGCUAAGGCUCCUCAGGACACUACGGCCCCUCAGGGUCAUCAGCCGAGCUCCAGGCUUGAAAUUGGUUGUUGAAACUCUCAUUUCCUCGCUGAAGCCCAUUGGGAACAUUGUCCUCAUUUGCUGCGCUUUCUUCAUAAUCUUCGGGAUCCUUGGAGUCCAGCUUUUCAAAGGCAAAUUCUACUACUGUCAGGGUCAUGACACCCGCAAUGUCACGAACCGAUCGGACUGCUUGCUGGCUAACUACAGGUGGAUCCAUCACAAAUACAACUUUGACAAUCUGGGACAGGCUCUGAUGUCACUCUUUGUGCUGGCUUCGAAGGAUGGUUGGGUCAACAUCAUGUACCACGGGCUGGACGCAGUCUCCAUUGACCAACAGCCCAUCAUCAACCACAAUCCCUGGAUGUUGCUGUAUUUCAUCUCCUUCCUGCUCAUCGUCAGUUUCUUUGUGUUGAACAUGUUUGUCGGCGUGGUGGUGGAGAACUUCCACAAGUGCCGUCAGCACCAGGAGGCAGAGGAGGCGAGGAGGCGCGAGGAGAAACGCCUGCAGAGGCUGGAGAAGAAACGCAGGAAAGCCCAACGCUUGCCGUAUUAUGCCGCCUACUCACCUGUCCGCCUCUUCAUCCACACCAUGUGCACCAGUCAUUAUCUGGACCUCUUCAUCACCUUCACCAUCUGCAUCAAUGUGGUGACCAUGUCUCUGGAACACUACAACCAACCCAAGUCUCUGGAAGUUUCUCUGAAAUAUUGUAACUACAUGUUCACAACAGUGUUCGUCCUGGAAGCAGCUCUUAAACUGAUAGCUUUUGGAUUACGGAGGUUUUUCAAGGACAGGUGGAACCAACUGGACCUGGCCAUCGUGCUGCUCUCUGUGAUGGGAAUCACUUUAGAGGAGAUCGAGAUCAGUGCUGCCCUGCCCAUUAAUCCCACCAUCAUCCGGAUCAUGAGGGUUCUCCGGAUCACUCGGGUGCUAAAGUUGCUGAAGAUGGCCACCGGAAUGAGGGCCCUCCUGGACACCGUAGUACAGGCCCUGCCUCAGGUGGGGAAUCUCGGUCUCCUGUUCAUGCUUCUUUUCUUCAUUUACGCAGCGCUGGGAGUCGAACUGUUUGGUAAACUGGUCUGCGAUGAGGACCACCCCUGUGAGGGAAUGAGCCGUCAUGCUACCUUCGAGAACUUCGGCAUGGCAUUCCUGACACUGUUCCAGGUGUCAACUGGAGACAACUGGAAUGGGAUCAUGAAGGACACCCUCCGUGAUUGCUCCAAUGAUGAUCGUGGUUGCUUCAGUAACCUCCAGCUGAUCUCGCCGCUGUACUUUGUCAGCUUCGUGCUGACCGCCCAGUUCGUGCUGAUCAACGUGGUAGUGGCGGUCCUCAUGAAACAUCUUGAUGACAGCAACAAGGAAGCCCAGGAGGACGCCGAGCUGGACGCUGAGAUCGAGAUGGAGCUGGCCCAGGGCUUCUGCUGCCAGCUGGCCGGUCCAUCAGCCCCCGGGGGCAGCGCUGGGUCCGACAACGGCCCCAAGGGUCACAAGAAGAAAGCAGAGAGGCCAGACCCAGGCAAACACAUCUCGCCUGCGCAGGAGAACUUGUGGCUGGACAGUGUCUCACUAAUCAUACGAGAUACUUUUGAGAAUGAACUGUUGAUGAUUGAUAACCUCUCUGGAUCUAUCUUCCACCAUUACACCUCUUCACCCACCUGCCGGAACUGUCACCACGACAAGCAAGAGGUUCACCUCGCUGAGACAGAGGCGUUCUCCCUGACCUCAGAGCUCCUCUCGGACAAAUCAUCGUCGGUGGUUCUGGCUGAUGACCUGAGCUCAGACGACAGUGUACCUCACCUGACCAUCAGGGAAGGUGAUGAAAAGGAAGAAACAAAUAAACCUGGUGCUCAUGAGAAUGGCAACACAAGCAUCUUAACAGUGAAGGAGACAGCGAUAUACAGAACAAACUCACUGCCAAACAACAGCUACAGUUUGCAAGUCGAGAAUUCAUUGCUGGUUGCCAUCAGUGAUACCUCCCUGAGCGACGGUUCAGUGGACAGCCUUCAGACGACACUAGAGAACAGCCUGAGAUUGGCGGUGUCACCUCAGUGCACUCUGGCUCUCCCCAUGGUCUGUACCGCUCUGUCAGCCCAAAGAAACACUCCCUCCUUCACCCCGCCUCUCCGGGUAAACGCCUUCCAACGUCGGACGAGCCGAGGGCUCCAGAUGAUGAGGGGACGCCAAAGGAGUCAAAGCAGCGGGGGCAGCACCAGCCCGGGAUGCACAUAUCAGGACUCCAUGGACCCCUCGGAUGAGGAAGGGAUCAGCCACUCCCUGAGGGCCAACAGCGAGCAGUCUGAGACACUGAGCAGCCUCUCUCUAUCCUCCCUCUUCUCUCCAUCGCGAUCACCACCCACUCCAAUCAAAAAAUGUAACAGCACAGGCACUUUGGACACUGUCUCAAAAGACAGGGACACCAAACAAUUUUAUACCGUUGACCAACAAGGGUUCCUAACAGCACCCUCUUGGGUGGCUGACUUCUGCAGGAAUAACCAUCCUGCUUCUGGCCUGGGAGGCCAAGGAGCUGACCAGGGGACAGACACUGAGGACAUUAAAAUAGCACAUGUGCGACCAUCCUCCCAGAUCCAAACUGGGCCUGAGUACAACGCCACAAUGCAAAGGAAGAAAAGAUGA
This is a messenger RNA of Hemiscyllium ocellatum (epaulette shark), 5994 nucleotides long. RefSeq names its product calcium voltage-gated channel subunit alpha1 Ia (gene cacna1ia). Gene Ontology annotation, cellular component: neuron projection; voltage-gated sodium channel complex; voltage-gated calcium channel complex. Gene Ontology annotation, biological process: sodium ion transmembrane transport; calcium ion import; neuronal action potential. NCBI's taxonomy places the organism in Eukaryota, Metazoa, Chordata, Chondrichthyes, Orectolobiformes, Hemiscylliidae. The transcript has 35 exons. Gene Ontology annotation, molecular function: low voltage-gated calcium channel activity; voltage-gated sodium channel activity. The record is from RefSeq and is a predicted model, not a curated record. Bases 1 to 5994 code for a protein of 1997 amino acids.